This is a messenger RNA of Phaethon lepturus (White-tailed tropicbird), 958 nucleotides long. It is a transcript of the gene FBLIM1, whose product is annotated as filamin binding LIM protein 1. Lineage: Eukaryota; Metazoa; Chordata; Aves; Phaethontiformes; Phaethontidae. The record is from RefSeq and is a predicted model, not a curated record. Gene Ontology annotation, biological process: cell-cell adhesion. Gene Ontology annotation, cellular component: focal adhesion; stress fiber. Gene Ontology annotation, molecular function: filamin binding.
GCCCGGCCCUUCUGCAGCUUCGGCGAUGCUGCCGGGGAAAGCGGAGAAGAGGAUCGCUUCAUCGGUCUUCAUCACCCUGGUGCCACCGCGGAGGGAGGCGGCCGCCAAGGAGAAAACCCAAAGGGAGACGCAGCUGGACGGUGCCGAGGUCCCGGGCACCCAUCGCCCCCAGACCCCGCCGCCGGCUGUGUUUACUCUCCGUUGCCGUUAUCAGCGCUGUUUGUCCCCUCCGGCCGGGCUGGCGUUUGCUUUUGGGGCAGAAACCCGCCCAGCGGCCCCCGUGCCUUCGUCCCCACCUGUCCUCGUCCUCUCCGAAGCGCCCCAGCCCUUGUCCGCAGAGGCGAGCGAGCGGCUGGCCCUUGCACCCCCCGCCACGCUCCAGGCCCCUUCCGCCUUCCCCGCCGAAUUGAGGCCGCCCAAAUUUUGCCAGGAGCAAGCAGGCAAGCCGCGGUGGCAGGAUGCGAACGGGUACCCGGAGCGGGACGGCUCCAGAGGUAAGCGCUACUACCAAAAAUAUGGACGCCCCACGUGCGACGCCUGCUACCAGGCCACGCUGGAGAAAUGUGCCAAGUGCCGGGGGCUGAUCGCGGAGCGCAUUGUCCGUGCCCUGGGCAAGGGCUACCACCCCGGCUGCUUCUCCUGCGCCGCCUGCGGCCGGGCCAUCGGCGCCGAGAGCUUCGCCGUGGACGAGCGGGACGAGGGGUACUGCGUGGCCGACUUUUACAGGAAAUACGCCGUGGUCUGCAGCGCCUGCGAGCACCCCAUCGUCCCCCGCGAUGACAAGGACACCUACAAGAUCGAGUGCCUGGGACGCAGUUUCCACGAGAGCUGCUACCGCUGCGAGAGCUGCGGGACGCCGCUGUCGCCGGAGCCGACGGAGAACGGGUGCUACCCCCUGGACAACCACCUUCUCUGCAAGUCCUGCCACGUCCGCCGGCGAAACGAGUCAUCCUGCUAA